CGCUGCUGUAACUGAGAGCUUACGGAUCGCUUGGUGACUUGAAGAACAGUGUCUACACAAUGGCAUCAUCAGCCCCUCUGUCCAAGGCCAACACCAGCUUCUGUCUGGAUCUGUUCAAACAGCUGAGUGACAACGACAAGACWGCAAAUGUCUUCUUCUCUCCUUUUAGCAUCUCCUCAGCCCUGGCUAUGGUGAUGCUGGGGGCCAGAGGCAACACACAGACACAGAUGUCAGAGGUCCUCUGCUUCAUCGAGACCCUGAAACCAAACCAGGCAAACUUUCGAGAGGAUUCACCAAUGCAGUCACAGAUGCAGACACGCCUUCAGUUCCAGACGCAGUUACAGCAGCAGUCCAGACUGCCAAACUAUCUGCGCAACAUGUGCAUGAAGCCCCAGGAUGGUCAGGACGACGUCCACACCAGCUUCAACCAGCUGCUGAGCACACUCAAUGUGCCAGACAUUCAGUUUACCCUCAGCAUUGCUAACAGACUGUACGGAGAGCAGUCCUACCAGUUUGUUAAGGACUUUUUAGAGGAAACCAGGAAGCACUACGAGGCUGAGCUGGAGUCUGUGGACUUCCAAACCAGCUCAGAGGAGGCCAGGGUCAAUAUCAACAGCUGGGUGGAGGAGCAGACACAAGGUAAAAUCAAGGACCUGCUGGCCAAGGAUGUAGUGGACAGCGCGACUGUGCUGGUGCUGAUCAAUGCCAUCUACUUUAAAGGCAGCUGGGACAAACGGUUCGAGGUGGAUUCUACUGUUGAUGCUGCGUUUAGAAUAAACAAGAAUGACACUAAACCAGUGAAGAUGAUGUGCCAGAAGAGUGAAUUCACUUUCACCUCCAUUCCUGAGAUCAACUGCCAGAUCUUAGAGAUGCCUUAUAAAGGGAAGGACCUGAGCAUUCUCAUCUUCCUGCCCAAUGAGAUUGAGGACGAUACAACAGGCUUGGAGAGGCUGGAGAAGGAACUAACCUAUGAGAAAUUUGUGGAGUGGACUCGUCGAGAUUUAAUGGGCCAAACCAAGGUCGAGGUGAGGCUGCCUCGCUUCAAGAUGGAGGAGACGUACAACCUGAAUGAUGUCCUGAAGGGCAUGGGCAUGGUGGAUGCUUUCGAUGUCGCAAAGAGUGACUUCUCUGGCAUGUCUCCAGCCAACAACGUGGUGCUGUCAAAAGUCGUCCACAAGUCUUUUGUGGAGGUAAAUGAAGAGGGAACCAAAGCUGCUGCCACCUCUGCCGCCGUUUUACAGGAGCGCUCUAAUAUGAUUCCUGCCACGUUCAUCGCAGACCACCCCUUCCUCUUCUUCAUCCAACACAACACCAACAAGGCGGUCCUCUUUGCCGGUCGAUUCUGCUCCCCUGAGUGAACCCCCGUGCCUCUUGGCAGUAUGAGGGUUACAUCUAACAUGUCUCAGGGGUUUUCAGGGUUGAUAAUUCAUCCUCUGCAUUACUCUAGCUAUAAAUCACAUUCCCCAUCUGUUUGACAUGUAAAAUCCCAUCCUAUAUUUGCAGGCGCACAAAUCUACAGGAAAUCUAAAAGGAAAAGAUGGCGCUGCACAGUGAUCCCUCACAUUAACCUCUAGGAUUACAAAACAAAGUGUCUGCUGCCCAGAGUCUGUUGCCUGCAUUAAAUCCCAACUGAGCUAUUUCACUCACAUAUUUCAAUAAGAAAAAGGCUUCUAUAUGUAACUUGACCAUAUAUCGUGAACAUUAAAUGAAAUAUUAGUAACUAUCGAAACAGCUUCAUGAAAGUAUGCAUAAAAGUA
This is a messenger RNA of Paralichthys olivaceus (Japanese flounder), 1757 nucleotides long. RefSeq names its product leukocyte elastase inhibitor-like. Lineage: Eukaryota; Metazoa; Chordata; Actinopteri; Pleuronectiformes; Paralichthyidae. The record is from RefSeq and is a predicted model, not a curated record. Gene Ontology annotation, molecular function: serine-type endopeptidase inhibitor activity.